AUGAAUAAAUUAUUAUGGAGAUAAUUUUCGAAAUAAGUAAUUAGAUCAAAGUAAUUAUUAGUACAAAGAAACAACUAGCAAGAAAUUCAAGAUUAUUUUCGUCAAUUGAAAAUAUAAUCUGCUAAAUAACGAAAGGAUUUUGAGGACAUUGCUCUUCAGCUUUUAUCAAAAGAAUAAGAUAAGUGUAAAGCUUAUUUCUACUUCCUCGAAAUAUCCAAUGAUGUUACGCUUAAAACGCUACUUCAAGAGAUCUUCACAAAAGCCUUCUUAGAAUUAAAUGAUUUCGGAAAUAAAUAAUUAGCUUUACAAAAAUGGCAACUAAUCCCUUUAGAUUUCAUAGAAAAAUAUAUGGAAGGCUUCGAUAUUAAACCAGCAGAUAUCUAAGAUGCUCAAGUAAAAAUUCUAACUUUACUCUAAAAUAAAAAGCCCCUUUAAGCUAUGAAAUUAAUCAUGAUUUUUAAAGAUCAAUUGAAUAUGUCAAUAUUUAUAGAUAAAUUCAUUUAAUUGGACGCAGUCUAAGAUUUUUCUAAAGUAUGCAUAACUUGUCCGAAUUUACUUAAAGAUUUCUUGAUUAAGUUAACACAGUCAGAUAAAAGACAUCAUUAGAAAUUUGCUACAGAGUUAAUUAGAAAAUACAAUCUUAAAAAAGAAGACUACCCUUAAUUAAUUAAAAUCUAAAAUAGAUAAGCUGUUGACAGAACUUACUUUCCAAAAUUAGAUGAACCCUAUGAGAGAGUCGAAGAACGUUUGUAGGGAUAUCCAUAUAUGCUUUGUCAUGUAAUAGAUAAGUUAUUGGAAAAUAACAAGGUAAAUGAAGCAUACUCUGUUGCUGUCAGGUAAGGUUUGAACGACCAAUUCAACCUAAAUGGAGUACUCGUUGAAAAUCCACUUCUAAAAUUUGACGGUUUUGGAAUUACAGAACAAAUAUGUUAUUAAGAAGAUCCAUCAGGCUUCAUUUAAUUUUCUGAUUUCAACAUUCAUGAGGAUUAAAUUCAAUUCAUUGAUUCAGUUGAAAAAUUAUUGCUAAUCAAAGACUUAAUUCUAAAUGCUUAAAUUACUGGAUUUGAUACUGAGUUUUGUCAUUAUUUUGAUGAAUUCGCUAUAGGAGGUGUAGCUAUAAUGUAAAUUUCUACUGAAAACAAUGUUUAUAUCAUCGAUAUUUUCAACCUAAGAGAAAAAUUAGAAUUACUUUAAUUCUUAAAUAACUAUUUUGCCAGUAAUAAAAUCAAAAUUGGACACAGUGUAUGGAAUGACUUUACAGUUAUGGCUUAGAAUAUGAAUUUAGAUUAAACAGUUGAACCUAAGAACAUUGUAGACUUAACCUUUUUAUACAACGAAGUAUUUCCAGAAAAUAAAAAUAAUGUCUCAUUAGCUAAUUAAGUGUAUUAAUUAUUUGGGAAGAAAUUAUCAAAAAAGGAAUGUUUCUCAAAUUGGUAAAGAAGACCUUUAAGAAAGUGUUAAUUACAUUAUGGAGCUAUGGAUGCUUAUAUUUGUAUUGCUUUGUAUUUAAAAUUAAAUUAAUUGAAACAGCUUGAUAUAGUUUAAUUGCCUUAACUCUAAUAACAGCAUCAAACUCAAUAAAAGUCGAAGAAGAUCUAACAAAUUUAAAAAGGGGAGCAUUUAAGAUACGACUUAUAAUUCUAAAAGAUAAUCGAUGAUAAAUAGAAAAUGAAAUUUUUAGUUGAUGCUAUGCUUAAAAAAUUGGCGACUUUUCUUAGAAAUCUUGGAAUUGAUGCUGAAUAUAAUGAGAAGAAUGAUCAUUAAACUAUUGAAUAAUAAGCUAUAGCAGAAUAAAGAGUAAUUAUAACAAGAGAUAAAAAACUAUACGAAAAACCAUAGCUUAAAGCCCCUUGUUUUUUACUGUCUGAUAACCUAAACACUGAGUAAUAAUUUGAGGAAAUUUUAAAGGAGUUAUAAUUUUAAAUUUAUGAAAAUAAAAUUUUAUCCAGAUGUGUGAAAUGCAAUUUUGAUCAUGUUAUUUAGAUUUCCCCUAAAACAGCUCAAUAGUAUUUGGAUUUUAAAAAUAAUGAUUCCUUUGGAUAAAUAUAAGUAUUCUGGUAAUGUGAAAAAUGUUUAUAAGUUUAUUGGGAAGGAAACCAAUUUAAAAAUUCAAUCUAAAGAUUCACUAAAGUAGCCAAAAACUAGGAUGAUGAUAAAUAGUGA
Paramecium tetraurelia is the source of this 2163-nucleotide messenger RNA. RefSeq lists its product as uncharacterized. Lineage: Eukaryota; Ciliophora; Oligohymenophorea; Peniculida; Parameciidae. The record is from RefSeq and is a predicted model, not a curated record. The transcript has 5 exons. Gene Ontology annotation, molecular function: nucleic acid binding; 3'-5' exonuclease activity. Gene Ontology annotation, biological process: nucleobase-containing compound metabolic process.